This is a messenger RNA of Trichophyton benhamiae CBS 112371, 420 nucleotides long. RefSeq lists its product as uncharacterized. The coding region runs from base 1 to 420 and encodes 139 amino acids. Lineage: Eukaryota; Fungi; Ascomycota; Eurotiomycetes; Onygenales; Arthrodermataceae. The record is from RefSeq and is a predicted model, not a curated record. The transcript has 2 exons.
AUGUAUACCAAUUCAUACAUAGAAAAGGCUCACUUGGACUAUGAAAAACAAUUCCCCCAAGUCAGCCAACAUGUCUCUCUUGCAACAGAAAAGAUCAUGGGCAGCAGCUUACCUGGUUUCCGAUGUUUCCUGGGGAUCAUCGAUCACCAACCUACUUCUUCUCCUCGCUAUCUCACCCUUGUUGAUGUUGUCGUUGGCGCCCUCGCCAGCCUUGAGGAACUGCUUCUGACCAGCAUCGAUGCCUGCAACAACACAUCCCCAUUAGAAUACGCCUAUUCAAAGCCACUAGCAGGAGAAGAACAGCGUACCCUUGUUGAUCAUAUCGUUCUGGCUGCUGCCGCUGCCCUCCUUGCUGCCGCCACCGGUCAUCUUGUUGACGAAAUCCAUUGUGAUUGGAAGCGUGUAGUUAACGACGUGUAA